ACCUCUCACCAAAACCCCUCACGCCACGGCAUAAAAGCCCACGGACCCAUUUCCCCUCCCCCAUCACAAACCCACUGCACAUCCACCACCGAACCCACUUCGCACCCACCACCGAACCCACUCGGCAUCCAACCCCGGCCAUAGGCGCAAGAUGGGAUCGGUUGGCCCAGAGCCCCUCACAGAGGAGGACUGCUGCCACUACGCCAUGCAGCUCGCCUCCUCCUCCAUCCUCCCCAUGACCCUCAAAGCGGCCAUCGAGCUCGACGUCCUCGAAAUCAUCGCGGCCGCAGGCCCCGGCGCCCUCCUCUCGCCGAAGGAUGUCGCAGACAAGCUCCCGACCACCAACCCGGAGGCUGCCACCAUGCUCGACCGCAUGCUGCGCCUCCUUGCCAGCUACUCCGUGCUCACCUCGUCGGUUUCUCUGACCCCCGACGGCCACCCCGAGCGCCUGUAUGGCGCCGCACCCGUGACCAAGUUCCUGGUGAAGAACCAGGACGGCGUGUCCAUGGCGCCGCUCGUCUUGAUGAACCAGGAUAAGGUUUUGAUGGAGAGUUGGUAUCAUUUGAAGGAUGCAGUUCUGGAGGGUGGGGUGCCUUUUAAUAGGGCAUAUGGGAUGACAGCUUUUGAAUACCAUGGAAAGGAUCCAAGGUUUAAUAAAGUGUUUAAUAGGGGCAUGUCUGAUCACUCCACAAUUACAAUGAAGAAAAUAUUGGAUGACUAUCCUGGGUUUGAGGGGCUCAACUGCAUUGUAGAUGUUGGUGGUGGGAUUGGAGCCACUCUGAACAUGAUUGUGGGAAAGUAUGGGCACAUUAAGGGGAUUAAUUUUGAUUUACCCCAUGUCAUUGCAGAUGCUCCUGAGUUUCCUGGUGUGACUCAUGUAGGGGGGGAUAUGUUUGAAAGUGUGCCUACUGGGGAUGCUAUCUUCAUGAAGUGGAUCCUGCAUGACUGGGGGGAUGAGUACUGCCAUAAGCUUCUGAAGAACUGCUACAAGGCCCUCCCGGACUCCGGCAAAGUCAUCAUUGCAGAGUCCAUUCUUCCGAUUGCUGCGGAGAACAGCCUUGCGGCCCAUGGCGUGUUCCAUGUGGACUGCAUCAUGCUCGCUCACAACCCCGGUGGGAAAGAGAGAACCGAGAAGGAGUUCGAAGCCCUGGCCAAAGGUGCUGGAUUCGCCGGAAUUAAGGUCGUUUGCUGCGCUUAUGGUAGCUGUAUAAUCGAGUUCUACAAGUGAACAUAACAUUGAAGCUUUUUUCUUUUUUUUUCUUUUUUUUGUGAUCACUCGAUGCUGUAUUGUUGAUGGAGCUGCACGCGCUGCUCCAAUAACUUUCCCUUGUUUUUUUGCUCCUGUAUUUGAGGCUUUUCAUCUCUCUCUUGAAUCUUUGCUAUUUGAAGAAAUAUAAUUGUUGAGCUUUGCUUAUCACCUGUGAAAUAAACCCGAGAUUUGCCCUC
Amborella trichopoda is the source of this 1446-nucleotide messenger RNA. It is a transcript of the gene OMT1, whose product is annotated as O-methyltransferase 1. The record is from RefSeq and is a predicted model, not a curated record. NCBI's taxonomy places the organism in Eukaryota, Viridiplantae, Streptophyta, Magnoliopsida, Amborellales, Amborellaceae. Gene Ontology annotation, molecular function: O-methyltransferase activity; protein dimerization activity.